Cinclus cinclus is the source of this 11019-nucleotide messenger RNA. Its product is annotated as hydrocephalus-inducing protein homolog. Gene Ontology annotation, cellular component: axoneme. The record is from RefSeq and is a predicted model, not a curated record. Bases 1 to 11019 code for a protein of 3672 amino acids. Gene Ontology annotation, biological process: cilium movement; axonemal central apparatus assembly. Lineage: Eukaryota; Metazoa; Chordata; Aves; Passeriformes; Cinclidae. The transcript is spliced from 70 exons.
AUGCGCCGAACACAAACUGUUGAGACCCUGGGUUUUCCCGUUCUGACGGGCGGCGCGGAGCUGGGUGCGAGGCUCUGGCGGUACCGAGCGCUGCCGCCGUGCCCGUCACGUUCCGGGCCCCGGAGCGGAUCGCUCCCGCUCGGCCCGGGGACCGAGGGGCACCAAGGCUGGAACAGGCGGGGACCGAGCGGGGAUCGAGGGGGGGAACGAGACGGGACCGAAGGAGGGAGCGAGGCCCGGCCGGCUCCGCCGCCCCCGGGCCGGCCCCGCCCCGCCUGUCGGGUGCCGCGGUUGCCCGUCAUCUGGUGCAAGGCCUCAGGCCUGCUUCCUUCUAAGUUCCUGAAGGAGAAGUUUCUCAAUGUGAAGGAGGUGGCCAGCACUGGGGCGAGUUUUCUGCCCAAAAUUGGCCCAUUUCGACACAUGAGUGAGACUUGUCAAAAGAUUGUGUCUCCUGUGAAGGCACACAGGAGACCUGCUUGUGUCUCUGCACUGACAGCAGUGCAGCUGGAGAAGGCAGACAAAGCAGGGGAGAGUUUUCUCAAAUUGUUGCCAGUUCCUCCGAUAGAGAGCUUGCUCCAAGUUUCCCCACCAGAGAUGGUAUUUCAGAAAUUCGUCGCUCAUGAGGUCUCGGAAAUGGUACUGUCUCUCACAAACAAGGACAAGUUUACUCGGCUGGUGAAGGUCUACAUGGAGAGAUCACCUUAUUUUGAGCUGUUGUGCCCCAAUGAUGCAUACCACAUCAUCCCACCAGGCACAUCUUCCCAUGUGCGCAUCCGCUUCACCCCCGACGAGACCAAGGAUUAUUCCCACGAACUCAUCUGUCUCACUGCAAGGGACAGGAUAGUUGUGCCUAUUCAGGCCAUUGCUGCCCAAGCUAUCCUGGACUUCCCUGACCAGCUGGACUUCUCACGGUGCCCAGUCAAGUACAGCAGCCAGAAGACUCUGCUGGUUCGCAAUGUUGGUAACGUGGAAGCUCAUUACCAGCUGAGCACCCAGAGUCCUUUCUGCGUGAUUCCAGACAGGGGAACUCUGGCCGCUGGUGACACCAUGCAGGUGACAGUGGGAUUUCACCCGCUGACGGUCGGUGACCAUUCCGGGUCCCUGGUAGUGUGCUGCAACACAGGUGAGUGUAUCUGCACAAACCUUCACGGAGAAGCUGUAGAUGUCAACGUUGGGUUGAGCGCCAAUUCCGUGAAGGUUGAGAACACUUUCAUCACCACAUCAAACUACACAACCGUGUUCAUCGAAAACAGGAGUGACAUCACAGCCCACUUCCAGUGGAAGACUUUUCCUACUGAGGAAGAUGAGAAUAAACUGAAGAGAAGGCAGUGCUAUUUUCUGCAGCCACUGACAGAGGUAUCGCUGGAAAACUUCAUUGAGGAGAAGAAUAUAGAGCAGGAGAAGGGCUAUUGUGAAGAUAAAACUGCCCUUGUGAGCCACACAGUCCAGGAGGAGAUGGCAAAGGUGCAAGAAGACCCCAUGCUGUUCUCCGAUGACAUUUUUUCCAUUGAACCAGUGGAGGGAGAAAUUGGGCCGAACUGUUGCACCAAAAUCAAGGUGACCUUUAAACCUGUAGAAGCACUGGAGUAUCGAAGUGUGGCUUACUGCAACAUCUCAGGCCGAGAGAGCAGGCUGCCCCUGCACCUCAUAGGGGAAGGCCAAGGACCCUUCGUUGAACUCAGCUCUCAUACACUGAACCUUGGGAACAUUUUUGUCAACACCCCCUACGUCUAUGAGGUGAAACUGAUUAACCAAGCACCUAUUGAUGCUCCCUUCACCUAUAUCUGUACAACUGCAAACGUGGGCUACUGCUUCAAGUUUGCACCUGAGGAGGGCAUCAUUGCACCAGGUGGGAUCCAGACCAUCCAGAUCUCCUUCAAUGCCACCGUACUGGGGAGGUUUGAGGAAGAAUUCCAGUUCAGUGUGGCUGGAUCUCCUACGCCUGCAAUCCUGACAAUCAAGGGACAUGUCUGUGAACCGACUGUACACUUCAACGUCGAUGAGCUCGACUUCGGUGACAUUUCCUUUGGCUUUCCCUACACCAUGACCUGUCGCCUCACUAACCCCUCCCCAGCAUCCCUGAGGUUCAAGCUCCGCAUGUCUGACGAUGGCACUCAGCCUGCUCAUGAAAAAAGAACUGGAGGAUACCACACGUGGGUGACCCUGUGUUCCAACACCGUGAUGGAUUUCUGCCGGAGAAUGCUGGUGGACCUGGAGGGUAUUGGCAAUGGAGUGGCAUCAGUGACCAUCAUGGCCAGAUGUCUCGUUCCUGAGCUGCGAGUGUACCCUCACGUCCUGCUGUACGACGAGUGCCGCCUCAAGGUGCCCUACGAGAGGAAGUUCCUCGUUGUGAAUAACACCGACCUUCCUGGCUGCUACGGGCUUAUUCCCCAGAAACGCAAGGAGGACACUCCUGUGUUCUACUCCAGCCCCAAACCCUGUGGGAUUGUCCAGCCUCACAGCAUCGCAGAGAUUCCAGUUACAAUCGAAGUCCAAACAUUGGGCGAGCAUCGCACCAGUGUUCUUAUCAGCGUGUUUGGGGAUGAGAGAAACCCACGGGCCUGCAAACCCCACUGCUAUGUCAUUGAACCCAGAGAAGGAGUGAUCCCCGCUACGGGUGAUAUUCCUGUGACCAUCACAGCAACCUUGGAUGACACUGGGAUUUUUGCUGACACUAUUCAGCUUUUCAUUGGGAACAGCCUUUGGACCACCUUCAUGUUGCUGGCUGUGGGCACCGGCACCACAAUUGUCAUGGACAAACCAUUCGUCCCAGAGCUCAGCUUGGGACACCAGUUCAGGCUCGUUCCCUGUAUUUGUCGGUUCAAAGUAACAAACAGGGGCCACCAUUUCCAUCGGCUCUUCUGGAGUGUGGAAUGUCACAGCCCCCCUAAGAAGAAGGGCCAGAGCAUCCCAGCCCUCAGUAGCCCCCUGGCCGAAGAUGAUUGCCAGAGCCCCAAAGGCACCAGCCCCGUGUUUGGGCUGGAGCCACUGUCGAUGGAGCUGCAGCCGGGCGAGUCUGUGGACAUGGUGCUGCGAGGCUUCUCCCCCAUCGAGCAGUCAGCAAAGAAGGGCAGAGAAAUAACUUACACCAGCAGGACAGAGAAGAUAAUAGAAACAACCAUUACCUGCAAGUUUAUUGAUCCCUCCAUAGAAAUAUCAGCCAGACAAUUCUCUUUCUGGGUGGAGAAGAAACCCAGUGAUGAUGUCCUGACUCUGCAGUACAAGCCUUUGGCUUUAAAGAACACCUGCUUGCUGCCACUCGACCUUAUGCUGGACUUGGAGCAGCCGUUUCUGCUCUGCGAUGCGGACCAGCAGCCCCUCCCGGAUGGCCAGCCUGUGACAGUGGAUGUAGGACAGACCUGUCAUCUCUACAUUGCAUUUGACCCAUCUUAUAAACUGGAUUUUCAUAGCUGGAAGGAAGAGAAGGUUCUGAAGAUAAACAUGGUCAACGGCCAUCCUUAUGUGGAGUGUAUCACCCUUCAAGGAGAAGUCCACUUCCCCAAUCUCCAAAUCCAGCCCUGCACCCUGGAGUUUGGCUGCAUCCUGGCUGGCACUGCAGAAGGGCGUUCUCUGGAGAUAACCAACUGCAGCCCACUGCCUGUCCAGUACCACUGGUCAUUCCAUUCAGACGGCCAGGUGAACAGGCUGAGGUCCCUGUUCAUAGUUACAUUAUUUUCCAGGCAUGAGCGUUGCCCACCUAAGUUCAAACCCCAACCACCAAAGGAGAAGAGAACCUGCUUGGAUUACUCGGCAUCUCAAAGGAGACGCUUCAAGAUUAGAAAUGGGGAGGACCCAGCCACAGCCCUCAGAGAAUCGCACCUCCAGCUACAGCUGCAGUUUGCUCCAAGGUGCUCUUCUGCAUCCAUUUCCACACUGAACAUCUCAAUCGUUCCUGUCCUCCAGGUUUUCAGUAUCCUGCCGCAGUCGGGUGUGCUGCAGCCAGGAGAGAGACAGAAGGUCUCCUUCAGCUUCUUUGGCCACCUCAACACCAUCGCCAGUGUCACGGCGCUGUGCCAUGUAGAGGGAGGCCCCACCUACGAGGUGGAGCUGACCGGGGAGGCCUCAUGCAUCAGCUACUCCCUGAGCCUCCAGGAGAUCAACUGCGGCUUUCAGAUAUUUAAUGAAAUUCGUCACAGCACAGUCACCCUGGCGAACACUGGCAACACUGAAUUCAACUGGGUGCUAAAUCCUAGCACUGCAGAGCAACAUCUGCCUGGCGUGUUUCUGGUCAUCCCCCCCACUGGCUCCGUUGCACCUGGUGAGAAGCAAGUGCUGAAAUUCUCUUACAUGCCAGGAGUACCAGGAGCCUUCAGCAGGACUUUCCAGCUUAAAGUGGGUGACCUGGACCCAGAGAAUAUCUGCCUGAAAGGAGAAGCAUUCUUUCCUGUGAUCAGUGUGAACCUGCCCUGGAACAUCGAAGGAAAUGAAAAAUAUGAGAAGCUCAUAAAACCCCUGCAACAAUUCAGUCAGAGGAAUCAAUCAGUUGUUCAGAAGACUCAGAGUCCGAAGACUAAGGCCUUGAAGUUUCAGACUCCAAAGACUCAGACCCUGAAGACUCAGAACCUGAAGCCCCACGCACCUGGCUUUGGCACUGUACCAAACACUGAGCUGCAGAUAGAGACGGUGAUGAUGCUGAUAGAGGAGGCUGCCCUGGAGCUGCAGGAAAAGCUCCCAUCCCAUCCCCCAUACAGCAGGUUCCCUGACAAAAAGAUGCGCCAGAGUCUUGUCAAAGCUGGGAAUAGCCUGGACUUCAGACAGGAUGUGGUCCUGGUGGCUGUGACACUCUCCAUAGUUGAGCUGCCUGAAUAUGUGCUGGACAUGGGCACUGUACGUAAGGGUUACACUGAGAGACGCACCCUGGUGAUCACCAACCCUGGGCAGAUCCCAGUGUCCUUCCAGGUCGAUGUAUCUGCCCUGCAGGACACAGGUUUCAGAGUGAAUCUGGACCAGAUGCAGGGUCUGCCUCACAGACACACCAUAAUGUUUGAGGUGUGCUUUGAAAGCACCCGCCGGCCAUGGGGUGAUGUGGAUGUGCUGCUGCCCAUAGAGGUGGCAAAAGGCCCCACGUAUAACAUCCACCUCCAUGCCACUGUGUUGGGACUGUCGCUCAACCUCUCCAAGAACAUGCUGCAGUUCUCUGAUACCCUCGUUGGGCAGUGCCAGAUUGAGACAGUCCAGCUCUACAACUGGUUCCAAAUACCCUGCAAGUGGUUCAUUACUGCCAUCAAGCCUGUCAGGAAGGACAAUCAACGCAAACGCAUUACACCAGCCAUGCGUCAGAAGCAGCAGGUGCUGGAGGAUGAGCCCUGUCCCUUUGAAGUGACGCCCUCCAAAGGAACCCUCAAUCCAGGAAGGUGGCAGAACUUACAAAUCCAGUUUACACCCAAGCAGGAGAGGUCUUACAAGAAUGAGCUGAAGCUUAACAUUUGUGGAAGCAGCAAUCACUUAAAGCUGCACCUCUCAGGACAAGGUCUAGAGCCACGGUUGGAGUUUAGCCCCCCAGCACUCAAGAUGGGAUGGGUGCUGGUGGACAGUGAUGGGGUGGAUGCCACAGUGGUGGUGAAGAACCCAUGCAACUUCCCUGUUGAGUUUUACUCACUGGAUUUUGAUGAGCAGUACCUUGAGGAAGAGAAGAUCCUGUGGAUGGCAGCGGGGUCUGAGUACCAAAAGAACUUUCUAAUGCCUCCACGCACCGUGGGUGGGAUGCUGCCCCCAGAGGUGCUGGAGGACUGUGAAGCACAGAAGAGGCCGAAGGCUCAACAGGCAGAGCUCAAGGCCAUGGCAGAGGCCAAGGACAUGGCUGAGGCCAUAGACAAGGCAGCACCAGCAUAUCAUGGGGCUGUCACACCCUCUCCUGAGCCCAUGGUGGAAGUGACUGGGAGCCCUAUCUCUCAGGCUGUCAUGCGCCACCUGGGCAUCGACCCAUCUUCAGAGAGUUGUGAAGCACAGCAGGACAGAGGGAUUGUUGUUAUUGUCCAUGGGCCACCCCGGGCAGGUUCUUCCAAGGCCUGUCCCUGUAAUGCCUCGUAUGCAAGUGUCACCAAGCAGUCCUCCUCUCUCUCAGGAAAGACAGAGAUAGUGGUGGCCCUGUGUCACUAUUAUGACACUGCUCACUUGUCCAUUGACACCAUGGUGAAAGAGGCCAUCGCCAAUGAUCAGAGCCAAGCAGGGCGCCGCGCCCGGGAGCUUUGCACCAAGGCUGCCAUGGAGCUGAAAGGCGAAGACCAAGAUGAUGCUGGUAAAAAGCCUCUGCUUACUGCUCAGAGCAAGAACAAACAAGCCUCUGGAGAAAAAAACAACAUGAAGAAGAAGAAUCCCAAAGGCAAGAACCCUGCAGCACAAAAGAAGGAGCCAGCCAGCAAACCCAACAAAAAGGACACCAAGCAGCUGAACAUCAUCAGCAGUCAUGGGGAAGAGCUGAACUGCUUGAGCUGUGUGCUGCCCGAGGACCUGCUGGUGGACAUCCUCUGUGAGAGGCUGAAGCAUGAAGACUGCUCCAAGGGAGUGGUCUUUGAUGGCUUGGAGAGCCUCUUCACAAGCAGCCUGGAAUCUUCUCUGCUCUGUGUAUUCAAAGCUGUCAACAAUCGUCAUCAUAUCUACAUGGUGAACCUGCAUCAGGAUUAUGCUUCUUGGAAAGCCAAGGAGGAAGCUGAAAGAGAGAAGGAAGAAUGGCAGAGGAAAAAACCUAUUCAGAGGAGCACAGAAUAUGUCUUGCAAAUGGAUGAGGAUGAGGAUGAUGCCCUUCCUGAGAAGAAAGCUCUAGUGGACAAAAUAAUACCAGAAAGGAAGUGUAUACAGAGAGAGAGGGAGCUGAAGCGGCUGGCUCAAAUGCUUGAGGAGGAACCUUCAGCUGAAAACAAGCUUCACAAGACCAUAAAGCCUCAGGAGAAGGUGGAGAAGAAGCCUGAACAAAAAGGUGGAGGCCAAAGGAGUCUUCAGUCAUCUCAGCUGGAGACACAAAGUGAAGUUGCAGAAGGGGCAGUCAGAGAUGAGCAUGUCGGGGUGUGGUGCUUGGACAUCCAGGUCACAGAUCCAAAGGCCAUGAUUAGGGAGAUCCUGAGGGAUGGGAGGCUGCCAACAAAAGAUAAGAUGCUGAGACAUCUGGGACUGCAUCCCGAAGGGCCUCCCCUGCCCCCUGCUGCUGUCUUCUCCAUAGUCAACUACCCAGAGGAGUGGUUGGGUUCUGCAGAGUGUGUGAAGCCCUUCACCAUUGUUGCACCGGAAGGUGCUGCUAUGGAAGACAAUCAGGCCAAGGCCCCAGAUGCCAAGGGCAGUUCUGCUGAGGGCCAACCAAAGACACAUAAAGCAGCCAGCAGAGACAACUCUCCAAAGGAGAACCAUAUCUCCACACACAGAACAGAAAGUCCCCAGGAUUCCUCUGCAACCAGAUCCAACAGUGUGCUGAAAAGAGCCUCAACCCCCACAGAAUUCCACAGGCUGAAACGGUACCGAUGGAUUGUGCCUGGCCACGGUGAGGUGGAACUGAAGGUCCACUUCUCCACCAAAAGGCCAGGGAAGUUUGAGCACACGCUGAGGUUUGAGCUCGUGGAGACAAAGCGCCAGUACGAGCUGCCCUGCAGUGGCACGGGCGUGUACCCCAGCAUCAGCCAGAACCCGCGGCUGGUGUUUCCACAGUGGAGGGAGACCAUGGAGGCAGAUGAAAUCAUCUUCAAGGAAUAUGUUGAGAGCACAAAGCAAUUCCACUUUGGACCUCUGCUGUGUGGGAAAUCAAGAGAGUGGUACAAGGCCCGGAACUGUCCCGGCAACUCAGAGAAUUUAACCAUCCUCAACAACUCCCCUGUGGAUGCAGAGGUCCAGUUCUCCUUUGAGAAUGAUGGGAAAGCAGUGACAUUCCUUUUGGACCCUCCCAGCAUGACACUCAAACCAAAGGAGAAGCAGGAGCUGACCAUUUGGGCAUACCCCACUUCCCCUGGCUUCCUGGAAGACAAACUCAUCUGCUGCAUUGAGAAGAACCCAGACCCAGUGGUUUUCAGCCUGUGCUGCCAUGGGGUGCACGUGAUGCUGGAGGUCAGCCCCCUGGAGCUGUCUUUUGACAAGCUGCUUCUGCACAGGACUGACAGCAGGACCUUGGUCCUGAAAAACAACACCCUACUGCCCAUGGCCUGGCAGCUCACUGGGCUGGAUGACCUUGUUGAGGCCUUCUCCUUGUCACAAGAUAACGGCAUCAUUGAUCCCCACUCAGAGUUUGAAGUGACCCUGAAUUUCAAGGCCGAGCAGAUUGGCAGCAUUAAGAAGACCCUGCGACUAGAGGUUUCAGAUACAGGAAACAUCCUGGGGAUUGUUCAGGCUGAAGACAUUGAGAUCUCUGCAGAGGUCUGUGAUGUUUCUCUGAGUAUCGACAUGCCUGAAGGUCCAGAUGGAAGCUUGGAAUUUGGAACCAUUCAUGUCCUGGAAAAUGUGAAGAAAGUCCUGAGUCUAAAGAACAAAGGGAUACACAACAUUGAGUACCGUUUUGUGCUGAAGAAUGCAGGUCCCAGGAUGCAAGAUUUGGCAUCCCACUUCACUAUUGAGCCUCAGUCGGGCAUGCUGAUUGCCUCCCAGCCUGGUGUGAAUGUUGAGAUGGUCUUCCACCCCACAAGGGAAAUGGUCGUCAAGAACAAACCCAUCCUGUACUGCCAGGUGAUAGAUGCCAGCUCAGGGGAAGGAAGCCAGACUGUUGCCACCAUCCCAGUGAGGGUGUCGGCAAAAGCUGUGUACAGCAAGUACAGUAUUGAGCCUGCCUCACCCAUCAACUUUGGGGCCAUGCUCAAGGGCACCAAGAAGACCCAGACUGUUGUGCUGGAGAACAGAGGCAUGCUCAACUUCAAAUUCCACAUCCUCCAAGCACCCGAGGAUGCAUCUGCAUUGGCAAGCAAAAGCUCAAAGCAAGAGGAAUCCGCUCCACCAGCGACAAAGCUGAAAUCAAGCUCCUUGACACAGGGUUACCUCAGUCUUGGCAUGUUCACGGUGUCCCCCUGCUCCGGCUCUGUCGCUCCGUGGGGCCAGCAGAAGAUCACAGUGGAAUGCCUCGCAGGGCAGGAGGGGACAUGUGAGGAGCAGCUCUACAUUGACAUCAUGGGCAGAGACCUCAAGGACAAUCCCGUGGGCAUUCCCUUUACCCUGAUUGCCGAAUCCUGCCUCCCAGCACUUGUUGAGGAUGUCAUGUUAACCUUUGAGGAGUACCCGAUCUGCAGCAGCACCAACCUCAGCUGCAAGCUGCGGUCAGUCAAAGGCACGGGUCUGUUUGUCAGAGAAGAGAACAAAUUUGUCUUCACCAAGGUUCUGGUUGGGCAAGAGGCUGAAGCUCAUUUCAGUGUCUACAAUACAAGUGGUCUGCCAUGUGACGUGGUCCUCUCCAACAAACCCCUGCCUGGAAAGGAAAAAAGCCCUAUCAAUAACAUUUUCAAGUUGUAUCCUGACAUGAUGUCCAUUCCUGGCUCAUCCAAUGCCGUUGCUACGGUGACCUUCACCCCACCAGAGAAGCAGAACUACAGCUGUACUUUCAAGGCUUCCCUUGUCAUCCCAAAAAGCUCUGUGCAAAUUAAGCCCCAAACCCUGACCUUCACCAUCAGUGGGAAGGGGCAUGAGCCACAGGUGACAGUCGUGUGCCCAAGUGCUCGCAGCAAGAGGGGAAAUGCUGUGCUGCGCUUCAAGAGACUCCGGGUGGGGGAUUCAGAGAUGCUUCCCCUGGUCAUCCGUAACAAUGGCAUCGUACCUGUCAAGUUUAUGUUACACCUGGAGGAUGAGCACGGAGCGUUCUUCUUGAAAGGCAGGGGCUCCACACUCGAGAGAUUCUACACUGAAGAUGUGGAAGAGGACUGCGUUGGAAAUGAGAGCAAGCCCCCAGAGAAGCCUUUCUUCUUUCUGCAUCAUGGGCAAUCAACAAAUAUUGACGUCAUUUUCAAACCCACCUUGACUCAACAUCUGGAAGGGAAGAUUUGUGUGUUACUGGAAGACAUCUACUCUAAGAAGACCCUAAUAGAGCUGGUGGGUGAAGGCCACAAGGAUGAAUUCACCCUUGAUGGACUAGAGGAAGACACAGAUGAGAGGAGAGCUAAGCGCAGUCUGAAGAAAGACAUUAUUGAUGCUGUCAGAUUGAAUCACAUCCAGUUUGGGGACUGUCCUGUCGGGAGGCCCUACCGCAGGACCUUCACCAUCACCAACCAUACCAGUACGAAGGUCAUGCGCUUUGAGUGGGAGGCAGACGCCGCAUUCCAGUUCUCCCCCAAGAUGGGACACCUCCAUCCUGGCUAUGCCAAGGACAUCACAGUCACCUUGAAAUCAGAUGUUCCAGCCACCUUCAGGAGGCACCCUGUGAAAUGUAAGGUGAUCAAGACCAACUCUGAGCUACCACAAAGGAUGGUUCAGGAUUGGGAGGACCGAAUGUGCAUUGUCACAAUGGAGGAUACCACCAGGAAGGACAUGUCAGCCAGCUGGCCUGAGAAAGAGAAGAUGGUCCAGACAGCCCCAGAACCAGAACCGGCACCGGCUUACACUGUGGAUGAGAGCAUCCAGGAGGCCAAGGUGUACCUCAGUGCUGUUGUUGGCUACACCGAGUUCAAACGGAACCUGAUAGUGGUUCAGCUCAAGGAUACCUUGCCCAACCAGACAAGGAAAGACAUUUUCAGGAUACACAACACAGGAAAUAUAGCCCUGGAAUACAGCUGGAUGGAAGCUGCAGAUAGUAAAGCAGUGAAGAAACCAUACUCAACCACUCUGAUGCAUGACAUCAAAGACCUGCCACUGUUCUACAUCAACCCCUGCCACGGCAUCAUCCCUCCUGGCCAAAAGCAGAUCUUUCACGUGCUGUUCUCCCCAAAGCACGCGGGGAAGUUUAGGACCACCAUACUCUUCAGGACUCAUAAGCUGAAGCCGGCUCUGAAGAAGGUAGAGGUGAUUGUGAAAGGCAGAGCCCAGGAGCAGGAGAGUCUUGAUAAACCAAAACGCUCUGCGUUACGGCAGACAGACAAAGGCCAAGGACCCAAGAAGCAGGUGCACUGGAAACUAACACCUGAGUGA